CCAAGCUCAUGGACAUAACUGCAAAUCCAGAUCCAUUGGCGACACACACACACACACCCGAGCUUGAACAGUUACAGAGAUGUCUUCACAAACACGAACAGUGCUCGUCUUCAGUCUCCUCGUCCUCCUCUCUUCCUCUCUGGUGGUCGCCGCCUUUGCGCAAACGGAGCCCGUAACACCGCCGGCUCACGGUGCGUGCGGCGAUCCCCGCGUGGGCGGCAAAUGCCACAGUGUCCCCAAGGCGCUGCGCCUGAAGCUGAUCGCGAUCCCGGCGAUCCUUCUCGCCAGCAUGGCCGGCGUGUGCCUGCCGCUCUUCUCCCACUCCGUGCCGGCGCUUCGCCCCGAUGGCAACCUCUUCGUCGUCAUCAAAGCCUUCGCGUCGGGGGUCAUCCUCGGCACCGGCUACAUGCACGUCCUCCCUGACUCGUUCAACGACCUCAGCUCGCCCUGCCUGCCCCGGAGGCCCUGGGCGGAGUUCCCGUUCACGGCGUUCGUCGCCAUGCUCGCCGCCGUGUUCACGCUCAUGGUGGACUCGUUCAUGCUCACGUUUCACAGCCGGAGCAAGGGCAGCGACCGGAGCAGCUCUGCAGUCGCUCACCAUGGCCACGACAGCCCUCCGCAAGGGCACUGUCACGGGCAAGGGCAUCUAGACAUGAGUGUGGCAAGGGCGGACUCCGUGGACAAGGACGACAAGGACGUGGAGGCCGGUAAGACGCAGCUGCUCAGGAAUCGUGUCAUUGUUCAGGUCCUCGAGAUGGGUAUCGUGGUGCACUCGGUGGUGAUUGGCCUGGGCAUGGGCGCGUCGCAGAACGUGUGCACCAUCCGUCCGCUCGUGGCGGCGCUGUGCUUCCACCAGUUCUUCGAGGGCAUGGGCCUCGGCGGCUGUAUCCUCCUGGCCGAGUACGGCCCCAGGAUGAAGUCCGUGCUGGUGUUCUUCUUCUCGGCGACGACGCCGUUCGGAAUCGCGCUGGGGCUGGCGCUGACCAAGGUGUACAGCGACAGCAGCCCGACGGCGCUGAUCGUCGUCGGCCUGCUGAACGCGGCGUCAGCGGGGCUGCUGCACUACAUGGCGCUGGUGGACCUCCUGGCCGCCGACUUCAUGGGUCCCAAGCUGCAGAGUAGCGUCAGACUCCAGCUCGUCUCCUUCCUCGCCGUCCUGCUCGGCGCUGGCGGCAUGUCCGUCAUGGCCAAGUGGGCUUGAUCCUGAGGAGACUGGCACAUCAAUUACGUCAGGUACAGGUAUGGACUGUGUGUAUAUGCUAUGCGAGUUCCCGCCUGCAUACUCGCCUCGCAUGUACCCUACCUGUACCUGCUGCUGUCGUAGUUGUCAAAGGGAAAUUUUUGUUGUACUUGACCCUGUGUGACUUCAGUUGCCCCCCCCCCCCCCGUCUUUUUUACAUGUCGUCUUUUUUCUCUUCUCUGCACGGUAGUGGAGUGGUAUUUGAGGUGUGAAUGCUAGUUGUGAUGGAAGGUGGGCUACUUGUCAAAAGCUCUGUACAGAAUCAAGCAGCUGCCUUCAAGAAUGGGAUCUGCACCGCUUAGGGCAUCUCAAUAAUAUAGCUAACCGCUAUAUAUAAGAAGUGUACAUGUCAGCUAUAUACAGCACAAUAGAUAACCUCUCCAAUGAAUUAACUA
Molecule: messenger RNA, 1635 nt
Organism: Phragmites australis (common reed)
Lineage: Eukaryota; Viridiplantae; Streptophyta; Magnoliopsida; Poales; Poaceae
Product: fe(2+) transport protein 2-like
Exons: 2
Coding region: 80-1201 (373 amino acids)
Biological process (GO): zinc ion transmembrane transport
Cellular component (GO): plasma membrane
Molecular function (GO): zinc ion transmembrane transporter activity
Source: RefSeq, a predicted model, not a curated record